This is a messenger RNA of Daphnia carinata, 2320 nucleotides long. Its product is annotated as CD9 antigen-like. Bases 230 to 1036 code for a protein of 268 amino acids. Lineage: Eukaryota; Metazoa; Arthropoda; Branchiopoda; Diplostraca; Daphniidae. The transcript is spliced from 4 exons. Gene Ontology annotation, cellular component: membrane. The record is from RefSeq and is a predicted model, not a curated record.
CGGUGCGUAUGAGAAAGACCUUGCAGCCCGAGCUGAUGUUUGGGCGUCGACUUCCUGGCCGAGCGUGACGAAAUUUCAGACAGCAAACAACUGUUCGGCAUUUUACAGUUUCUUCUAAACAGAUUUCAUAUUGUUUUUCGAUUCGAACCUCGAGAGGCACACAUUUAGGCUUGUUUGCCGUUUAUCUGUUUAUACGAGUGCGAACAAGUAAUAUCAAUCUUCAUCAAGAAUGGCGUUGAGUGGCUGCUAUGGCGUGCUGAAGUGGAUCGUCUUCUUUGUCAACCUCAUCUUCUGGUUGGCUGGUGUGGGCGUAUUGGCCUUGUCUAUCUGGCUUCUCUUCGAUCAAGCGGUGGUCUUCAUGGCGAAAGGUGCGCAAGAUUACGCAACUGGGACGUACAUCCUGUUGGCGGCUGGAGCUUUGAUGACCGUCAUCGGAUUCCUUGGCUGCUGCGGCGCCCUACGUGAAAGCCAAUGUUUACUCGGAACCUUCUUUGUCUUUUUGAUGAUCAUCCUCGUCGCCGAGAUCGCCGGAGGCGUGUGGGCCUACAUGAACCGCGCCGACCUGAACAAGCUUGUGCAAGAGAGCGUGCGGGACACGGUUCGCCGCGACUACGGCAAGGAUGAUGUGACAACCAAGACCUUCGACAUGAUCCAGAAAUCUCUCAAGUGCUGCGGUGCUGAGAGCUACGCCAGCUGGGCUAACUCGGCUUACAAUGGUGUUGGCGAGAAGUCGCCUCUGGAGAUCGGCAUUAGUGCUCUGGCGCCUACUUAUUCGGUGCCCAAGUCUUGUUGUGCCGACCCCGACUCGGACCUUUGUGAGACUACUCGCAAGCUUGGUUCGCUCGGCUUCGCUGCUUCCGCUCUCGGCAUUGUCUACACCGACGGUUGCGCACCUAAGCUGGAAGCUUUGCUCCAUCAAUACUUCACCUACGUGUUUGCCACAGGCAUUGGCAUUGGUAUCAUUGAGCUACUUGGAAUGAUCUUCUCCAUGUUGCUGUGCUGUGCAAUUCGUAAGAUCGAGGACUUUAAGGCUUAAAAAGCAGAAGGUACCAUACACAAAAAAAAAGAAAAAAGAAUCACAAAUUAAGGCGAUACGACUCAAUUUAAUAUCUUAAUGGCACAGAAGCGUCAACUGUUCGUAAUCGCCGAUCAGUUUAUUUGUUCUUUUUUGCGUUCGGAGUUUCUAACUUUAAAUGAUCGUUCGUUUCGGAAUCAAUUCUAGUUACUGCCCUUACAUCAUUAUACACGCGUUCGUUGUCAAAUAAUCUAGCAACCUACCUAUAAUUUCCGUUUAGCCUGACAUUUUUUUUUGAAAUAUUUAUUAAUUGGCUUUUUGGACGUUUAUUGCUUUGGUUUACCCCAUCCAUUCUUCUCAUCAACUCAUAUCUUGAAAGAAAAUUACCAUGUCGGCAAAAGAAGUUGUCGCUUUCUUUUGUUAUUCGAAUUUUUGCAGCUGCUUUCGACAUUUUCCUUGAAUGAUCCUCUUUAUCUACCUUAAUUCUUUAUAACCUGAUGAAUGUCAAUUUGCUGUUCGUACGGUAUUUUUUGGGAAGGGGGGUGGAUGUCGUUUUCUGUCAAACCUGAGAUCCAUUUUGUUUGCAACAAUUCUAUGAAUGCUUAUUACCCGGUCUGCUUUUCUCCCGCAAACGCACAGAAUUUUGAGGAAAAAGUAACUAAAGUUCUUUUUUUCCCCCUUCUUUCGGUCGAAUCUCACAAUUCCUUUUGAACGGCAAGAGGCUCAAAUUGAAGCCAAUUCUUUGUUCACCUUUUUUCCUGCAAUAUUUUAUUAUUAUUUUUUUUUUUUGCUCAAAUCGAUUGGAUAUCCUUUCCCAUGCCGCCAAUUGAAUUUCAGCGACCGAACUUAGUGGAUUUCUCUUUUUAAAAAGAUCUUGGCCUAUCUGCCCUGUAAUCGUUUAAGGCAUCUAAGUAAGAGCAAGGCAUGCGCAGUAGCUAUUUUCUUUUCCUUGUUUAUCUCAAAAUUAAGAAACUCAAUGGCCAAACGUUCUUUUUCUAAAGGAGAAAAAUUCUAAGAAAACUCCCCAAUUUUUUUUUCUUUUCCCACAUAACAUGAAUCCUUCGUAUCGCGAUCCCCCAUCUCCCCCCUAUUUGAUAUCUCAAUAUCGUACCACUUGUGUAUGUUACUACCAUUCUGAGGACUGCCCAGUAGCGUUUGGUGUGGUAAAAGAAAAAAAAACUCGUCAUUUUGGAAUCUACAGAAAAAGAAAAAAAACAAACCAAAACUUUACUGUUUAUUAACCUGUGUGUGUAUGGCAGCACUUAUUCACUUUCAUCCAAUACAAAUUCCCGUUUCCUUGUGUAA